This is a messenger RNA of Pteronotus mesoamericanus, 1716 nucleotides long. RefSeq names its product serpin family C member 1 (gene SERPINC1). Gene Ontology annotation, biological process: negative regulation of endopeptidase activity; regulation of blood coagulation. NCBI's taxonomy places the organism in Eukaryota, Metazoa, Chordata, Mammalia, Chiroptera, Mormoopidae. Bases 57 to 1643 code for a protein of 528 amino acids. The record is from RefSeq and is a predicted model, not a curated record. Gene Ontology annotation, molecular function: serine-type endopeptidase inhibitor activity. The transcript has 9 exons.
ACUCCCGCGUUUGCUGGACGUCAGAGGCUGAACAGGAGACUUUUCGACUGUCUUUGAUGUGCAGUGACGAGGAGCCUCUGAGCAGCCCGAGCCCUCGGCGCAGUACCUGGGAAGCCUGUGAAAGAGAGAGCAUCACGCUGAGCAGCCUCUGGAAGCUCGGAUGUAGAGGAAGGAGCCAGUUUUCAGAGGAUUUGCCGCGGAUCACACGACCGCCACCUGCCCGGCCCCGGGGAAGAGUAGCCACCAUGUUUUCCGGAGGGACAGGACCUGGAGCUGCUGGGAAGAGGAGGGUCUGUCUCCUCUCCUUGCUGCUCCUUGGCCUCUGGGGCUGUGGGACCUGUCAUGGGAGCCCUGUAGAGGACAUCUGCACAGCCAAGCCUCGGGACAUCCCUGUGAACCCCAUGUGCAUAUACCGUUCCCCAGAGAAGAAGGUGUCGGAGGAUGCAGGCUCAGACCAGAAGAUCCCCGAGGCCACCAACCGGCGGGUCUGGGAACUGUCCAAGGCCAAUUCCCGCUUUGCCACCACCUUCUACCAGCACCUGGCAGACUCCAAGAAUGACAAUGACAACAUUUUCCUAUCGCCCCUGAGUAUCUCCACAGCUUUCGCUAUGACCAAGCUGGGGGCCUGCAACAACACCCUCAAGCAGCUGAUGGAGGUUUUUAAGUUUGAUACCAUCUCCGAGAAGACAUCUGACCAGAUCCACUUUUUCUUUGCCAAACUGAACUGCCGGCUCUAUCGAAAAGCCAACAAAUCCUCCCAGUUGGUAUCAGCCAACCGCCUCUUUGGAGACAAGUCCCUUAAUUUCAAUGAGACCUACCAGGACAUCAGCGAGGUGGUGUAUGGAGCCAAGCUCCAGCCCCUGGACUUCAAGGGAAACGCAGAGGCGUCCAGCGCGACCAUCAACCAGUGGGUGGCCAACAAGACCGAGGGGCGCAUCACUGACGUCAUUCCCCCGGAUGCUAUUGACGAGUUCACGGUUCUGGUGCUGGUCAACACCAUUUACUUCAAGGGCCUGUGGAAGUCCAAGUUCAGCCCUGAGAACACAAGGAAGGAAUCUUUCUACAAGGCCAACGGGGAGUCGUGCUCGGCGUCCAUGAUGUACCAGGAAGGCAAGUUCCGCCAUCGGCGAGUGGCGGAGGGCACCCAGGUGCUCGAGCUGCCCUUCAAGGGUGACGACAUCACCAUGGUGCUCAUCCUGCCCAGGCCUGAGAAGAGCCUGGUGAAGGUGGAGCAGGAGCUGACCUUGGAGGUGCUGCAGGAGUGGCUGGACGGGCUGUCUGAGGUGAUGGUGACGGUCCACAUGCCCCGCUUCCGCAUCGAGGACAGCUUCAGCGUGAAGGAGUGGCUGCAAGACAUGGGCCUUGUGGACCUGUUCAGCCCAGACAAGUCCAAGCUCCCGGGCAUUGUGGCCGGAGGCCGGGACGACCUCUACGUCUCGGAUGCGUUCCAUAAGGCAUUCCUUGAGGUAAACGAGGAAGGCAGUGAAGCAGCAGCUAGUACCGUCGCCUUGAUUGCUGGCCGUUCGCUGGGUGCCAACAGGAUGAUCUUCAAGGCCAACAGGCCCUUCCUGGUUCUUAUAAGAGAAGCUGCUCUGAACACCAUUAUCUUCAUGGGCAGAGUAGCCAACCCUUGUGUUGACUAAUGUGUUCUUAGUCUUUGCACCUCUUCCUGUUUUGGUUUGUGAACAGAGGUACAAAUAAAUACGAUUGCUCCCA